AUGGUGAACAUAUUCAAACGGCCGCAGGAUGACUCGGCUAACCCAGCGCCGGCUGAGGUCUACAAUUGGCGGAUCUACGGGCUCGCGGCUUCUGCUGCCAUGGGAUCUGCUAUGUUCGGAUACGACUCCGCGUUCAUUGGGGGCACUAUGGCUCUUCCAUCCUUUCAAAGCCGAUUCGGCCUCGACUCGUCAACUGGCACCGCACUCGCUGCACUUCGAGCAAAUAUUGUCAGCACCUUUCAAGGCGGCUGCUUCUUCGGUGUCCUAUUUUGUUACUAUAUUGUUGAAAAACUUGGCCGUCGAUGGGUGCUGAUCGGAUGUGGCGCCCUGUUCGACCUUGGUGCCGUCUUGCAGCUUGUCGCAAGUGGCAAUCUCGCUCUCAUUUACGCUGGCCGCGUACUUACAGGUCUCGCGGUUGGAGCGUCUUCCAUGAUCAUCCCUGUCUACAUCUCCGAGUCCGGUCCGCCGGCCAUUCGGGGGCGUCUCAUCGGCGUAUUCGAAAUUUUCCUUCAGUUCUCUCAGAUCAUUGGAUUCUGGGUUAACUACGGAGUCAACAUCCACAUCUCGGGCACCUCAGAUAUGCAGUGGCAUAUCCCUUUCGCGCUGCAGAUUAUUCCAGGAAGUCUUCUUUGUAUCUGUAUGUUCCUUCAACCCGAGUCCCCCCGGUGGCUCCUCAACGCUGGUCGGACGGAAAAGGCGCGCAAAGUACUUCAGCGCCUACGGAAGCUACCUGCCGACCAUCCAUACCUCAACUGGGAGAUCAAUACCGUUCUCCAACAGAUUGAGGAAGAAAACGCUCUCGGGGCAAACAGAGGGGUGCUUGAAAAGCUCCGUGAAAUCAAACUUCCCACGAACCGGCGCCGCCUGCUCCUUGGUAUCGCUUUGAUGUUCCUACAAAACCUCAGUGGAAUCAACGCUUUGAACUAUUAUUCACCAUCGAUCUUCCAAUCGAUUGGGUUUACUGGCACGAGCGUCGGUCUUCUAGCCACGGGCAUUUUCGGCAUCGUCAAAGCAUUUGCAACCAUGCUGUAUAUGAUCUGGGGCGUUGAUUCUCUCGGCCGACGGCAGUCUCUUAUGAUCGGUUCAGUGGGAGCUGCUAUCGCCUUGUUCUAUCUUGGAGCCUUCGCCAAACUGUCUGGGUCUUUCGAUGCGGGCCAGCUUUCUGCAGGCGACAGAACUCCAGGUGCUUACGUCGCAAUCGUCAUGAUCUACAUCUUCGCCGUAUUUUACGCCAUUUCUUGGAACGGUAUUCCAUGGAUCUUUUGUGCUGAGGUCUUUCCAAUGGGAAUCCGAUCAAUCUGUCUCGUUUUCACAACAUGUGCGCAAUGGCUUGGGCAGUUCACCAUCGUUUACUCAACGCCGUAUAUGAUGACAGAUAUCACGUAUGGCACGUUUUUGUUGUUUGCAUGCUCGGUGGUGAUUGGCUUCACCUUCACCUUCUUCCUGAUUCCUGAGACGAAAGGUAUUUCCCUCGAAGACAUGGAUAUUCUUUUCACACGGAAGGGCAUGCCACGCACUUGGCGCCGACAGACGGAGGAGAUCAUCGACCAGCGUCGGGUAGACGGUCAUGCUGGUGCUCUGGCGCGCGACGAGAAGGAAAUCGCGGCAUCUCACCAUGAAGCUUGA
Molecule: messenger RNA, 1626 nt
Organism: Colletotrichum karsti
Lineage: Eukaryota; Fungi; Ascomycota; Sordariomycetes; Glomerellales; Glomerellaceae
Exons: 3
Coding region: 1-1626 (541 amino acids)
Biological process (GO): transmembrane transport; carbohydrate transport
Cellular component (GO): membrane
Molecular function (GO): carbohydrate:proton symporter activity
Source: RefSeq, a predicted model, not a curated record